CCAUAUUACCUAAAUAGUUAAGUUCCUGAGGAAACGCUGGUGUGUGGCGAGAGUUUAUAAUCAUUAAAUAAUUAAUUAAUAUACAGUGGAUUCUACUAAUCACCAUGCGAAACGGGCCAAAGUAGCACAGUGCCAAGUUCUGUGGAAUAUAGUCUUCCUGUGUUUAUUUGAGUUGAAUCAGAACUUAACUUCAUAACAACUUAAGCUGCUAUAUAAAAUUCAAAUAUGGCAACACGGAGCCAUAUUUCAAUGAAUUUAUGUCUGUCUCCAAAUGUGAAUGUAUACAUAAAAGAGGAUAUCCCAAAACAUGUGAUCAAUGGUGUACGAUUCAUCUAUAAACAAUUUGUUAAGGAAAAACCGGGCGUGAUACUCAAUGAUCCAGCCGAUUAUGACCAGGAAACUCAAGUGGCAUUAUUUCUGAAUGGAACCCGCAAUAGGCCAGACAAACACAUUAAAACUGUACUUAUUCUGUGUGAACCGGACAAAGUACCAAUCUGGAAUGAUUGCCUGAUGAAGUGGAUGCCAGAUUUUGAUGAGGUGGCGAUCGACUGGCCCAAGCCUAGCUCCAAGAAGUCCGUGUACGUUGCGACCACGGACCGUCUCGAGAGUUACCACCGCCGCGAGUGGGACGCGCUGGUGGUCGACGACGACAGUUUCCUGCAAUACAAACUGACGCCGAGCGAAUUCAAAGUCGAUUUCAAAAUAUUCAUCACGGCUGACGAUUUGAGAGAAAAUCUGCACAAAUUCUCACAAAUAUACAGAUGGUUGUACCCGGAUAAGAAAAUAGAUGUAAACAACUUUAAGCCUAACACAGACACUAUCAGUGAUAUCCUCCAGAAACGGAUAUGGUUCGGGGCGUUUGUUGAAGACAUGCUAAUAAGAAACGCCAGUUCACUCAUACGAAUAGCAGACAAUACAUACAGAGAAGUACCAAAGGAACCGAGAAGAAUUACAAGAAAAAACAAAGACGCCACGGGGACCAAAAUAAAACGCACAAAAAGAAAAUUUGAAGUGGACAAUACUGACAUACCCAAUAAAAAGGUUUCAGUACCCAGUGAUCAUAGCAAUGGGAAUACUAACAUCGAUAUUUGUAAUUCUAAAUUAGAAGUAAGUAAUAAUGGUUACGAUCGAGUCGAGAGUUUCAUCAGAGACCAAGAACCUCUAAAAAUUGAUGAAUCAAUUGAUUUCCCUGAUUUGGAUGAAAAAAUGUCGCACACAAGCAAGAUGGACGUCGCUGAAGCUAAACUCGAUGCCUCAGACAGCGAUACUGCUAUGAAAUUAAAUUAUUCUGAUGAAAACUCAGACGAUGCUUAUGGUCUUGAAACACAAGACAAUGAAGUAGAUAAUAAUAAUUUACAUUUUAAAGAAAACGAUUUUGCAAAUGCUGAUGAAAAUAAAGCAGAUAACAGUGAUGCAAACAAUGUAGAGAAUGGUCUUAAUGCAAAUAUUGAUGUAAAAAAGUCUGAUGUAUCUGUCCAUAAUGAUUUAGCUCUCUGUAAUACAGUUGAUAGUUUAAUAGAUGGUAAAUUAGAAUCGGUGGAAACUCAUACAGAAAAUAAUAUGAAAUUCAAAGAAGACAAUACUAAAAUAGAAAAUGAUCCUGAAAAGCAAGUAGCAAAAGCUGAUGAUUUAGAUUCCAAAUGGGAGGAAAUGGCUUUGAAAAAGUUCAAAGGAUCAUUAUUAGAUAGGAUAUUUUAGAAUGUGAUAGUUACUAUUCGUGUCCACUUCGUCGCCGUAUGUCCCCUGGUAACAAAUUGACGUUUCGUCGCAAAAUGUGUAUAAUUUUGGCCUUUUUCAAUAUCAUAUUUAUAUAUUCUAUCAUGACGGUAUUUAGAAAACCUAAAACGGGAUUUAUAUAUAUCUAUAUAAAUACUGUCAUUUUUAUAUAUCUUGGACGAAACAUUAAUUUGUUACCACACACAUUUUGCGAGAGUGACAAUUUCCGAAAAAGACAUCAUACGAAAUGGAUACCAUGUGACCAGGGGACAUUUUGCGACGAAGCGUUCCUGUCGCUUGUGUAGCACUUUUUUAAAUAUAAUGAUAAAAAACAAAAACAUUGAACGAAUCUGUAGAUAUACAAUUUUAAGGCAGUUUGUAAACCCACAAUUUUUCUGGGCAGCAUUUAUCGCGCAAAACAUCACGUUUUUUCAUUGACGAUGUUCUAUUACGCUCGAAAUAUAGAGUGAAAUAGAACAUCGUCGAUCUCACUCAUGUAAAUUGUAAUAAAAAGGGAAAGACGAUAUGUUGCACGUCAUAUGUUCCCUAGUGCAAACGUGGUUUUAUGACACAUCAAACAAAAUUAUUUAAAUGAUACUUCCAGUAUCAUCAUAUAUUUUUUUUGAUGGUAUUUUUCUUGGGUUCGUGUCCCACUGUUGGGCAAUAACCGCCUCUUUCGUCUUCCAUAAAUCCGUCAUUUGUGAAUUACCAAAUAGAAAACUAAACAAAUACACCAAUCUAGCUAAGAUUUUUUAUUACGAAUAAUGUAAAAGGUGCAGUGAUAUGGAGAAUGUAAUGUACAGUUGGGGGGUAGAAAAAAAUAUUAUAUUUAUUUAUUAUCUGCUCUCCACUAUAAUCUCUGGUCGUUCACGUUUGUCACCCUCAGCUUUGUUCCCGCCGGUGACGACGACUGGCAAUUUCACAUAAAAAAUAUAGUAGGUAUAUCCUAGUCAUCACCACUAUAACAAUAAACAUGAAAAAGGAUUAUUAAAAAAAAUUCCUACUCACCAGAGGGCGGUACAAAGGGGAUGACGAACGGGAAUGGCCGUUAAUCUCAGCUUUUCAAUGUAUCGAUAAAAUAUAUUAAUUAAAACAAUACAUGGGUUAAUCAGACGAAUGGCUAAAUACAAUAAAACGCUGUGAGACUGUUACAUUUCAUAAAUUUAUUUAAUCUCAUACAUUUAUUUGUAUAAUUUGUAAAACAUUGAAUCAUAUUUUUCUCAUCACACAACAUUGGAAUGUAAGUAAAAAUCUACACGUCUUUUAAAUAAAAUUUCUAUAAAUCAUCAAUUUUUAGUUGUGUUGAUAAAACUGUAAUUACAACGUCUAUACAUAUUUGUACAUAAAUAAAAUAAAAUACAUAUUUACAUAGAAAAAAUUAUUUAGCGCAGAUCAGAAAGAAGUCAGAAAAUAUUAAAAACAAAUUGUUACAAUGCACGCGACGAAUGAUGUAUCUAUACACUAUCGCCAAAAGGCGCCGACGCGAUAUAACGUUGCAAAUUACAUAGUUGGUAUGAGAUCUUUUAUAUGACCCCAAGGUAACCGCGCAAUGUAUGUCGAAACCGCCACUUGGCGAACUGUUUACCGAUAGUGUAUUAGCCGGCAUAUGGUUUGCCUGCGCAGUAGACGAUGUGUAAUAUAGUCCAUUCUACUAUUGCGCAGUCAAACCAUACUCUUGUCACAUUUCGUGGCGCGUAUUUAUACUCUUUCUUUCUCUCUACCUCUCUCUUUCUUUCUCUUUCUCAAAUUCGUGUUUUGUUUGUGCAAUUAAUAAUCUCUUUGGUCUGCGCUAACUUUCAUCUCACCAAAUAUACGGUGAUACGAAUAAAAAAAUAUUCAUCGCACUAUACAGGGUUACAUACAUUACGUAAAACACCCACACACACCAGUGAUUGGCAUCUUAAACAACUUUUAGUGAACGCAGGGGCAUUUUGUUUGACGAGAUUUGACACAAAAGAAACAAAUAUUUUUCAAGUUUUUAUUGUAAAAAAAAAGGCGCAAUGAAUGUGAGUGUGACAUUCAUAUCUACGUUUGCGCCUUUUUUUUUCUUUUCUUUGCAGCAAUCAAACUUCUUCAAUAGAGCUUAUUUUUGCCAGUGUUGAGUUACAUUAUUAUUGGAUGAUAGGACGUUAGCACCGCCCCGCGCCUCUCCAAACCCCACAUUCGCGCGCGACACGCAUUGAGCAUUGAAAGGGAAAAUUAUAUAAAAGCUAUUAAUAUUUGUGUAUGAAAGUUAAUUGUCAAAACUAGAACAAACAUUGUUUACGAUGUUAGCUGUCUACUCUUGUGAAGUUUCAGGUAUUUUACGAGUAACCCUGUGUAUGAGCAUGUAGAUACUUGUAUAGGCAACGAAUUGUUAAUCGUUGAAUGUCGACUAUAGUUGACCGAAAUCUCCAAGUACCUAUAUCAACUUCCAUUUAUACAUAAAAUAGUUGUUUUGUAACUAUUCAUAAGCAAAUAUUAAUUUAAGUACAUAUGGAACGUGGUUUAUACAAUAAAAUCUUAUAAUAUA
Messenger RNA from Plodia interpunctella (Indianmeal moth), 4228 nucleotides. RefSeq lists its product as uncharacterized. The transcript is spliced from 7 exons. The coding region runs from base 226 to 1698 and encodes 490 amino acids. The record is from RefSeq and is a predicted model, not a curated record. NCBI's taxonomy places the organism in Eukaryota, Metazoa, Arthropoda, Insecta, Lepidoptera, Pyralidae.